Messenger RNA from Xiphias gladius (swordfish), 5286 nucleotides. It is a transcript of the gene sec31a, whose product is annotated as SEC31 homolog A, COPII coat complex component. The coding region runs from base 216 to 4379 and encodes 1387 amino acids. NCBI's taxonomy places the organism in Eukaryota, Metazoa, Chordata, Actinopteri, Istiophoriformes, Xiphiidae. The record is from RefSeq and is a predicted model, not a curated record. The transcript is spliced from 28 exons. Gene Ontology annotation, biological process: intracellular protein transport; endoplasmic reticulum to Golgi vesicle-mediated transport; COPII-coated vesicle cargo loading. Gene Ontology annotation, molecular function: protein binding; structural molecule activity. Gene Ontology annotation, cellular component: COPII vesicle coat; endoplasmic reticulum exit site.
UCGCGGUAGGAGGAGGCAGUUGCUCAGUGCCACGUUGAUGGAGACCAGUGGGGACGUGGAAAUCCGUCUGCAGUCCGCAGCCGGGACCCGGUAGCCUCCUCUUCUUGUGUUUUCACAGCCGUUAAUCCUCGAGCAGAACCGAAAGGGGAACUUGUACCUUGUUUGUCACCUGUUUUAUGUGCGCGUUCAUGUGAGAAGGAACAUAGACGGGAAGGAUGAAACUCAAAGAGAUCAACCGCACGGCCAUCCAGAGCUGGAGCCCCGCUCAGCACCACCCCAUCUACCUGGCUACAGGAACAUCAGCCCAGCAGCUGGAUGCCUCCUUCAGCACCAAUGCCUCCUUGGAGUUUUUUGAGUUGGACUUGGCUGAGCCAUCUUUGGACAUGAAGUCGUGUGGCAGCUUCUCCUCCACUCACAGAUACCACAAACUGGUGUGGGGUCCCUAUGGAAUGGAUGCCCAGGGUCACCCGUCCGGUGUCCUUAUCGCUGGAGGCGAGAACGGCAACGUCAUCCUGUAUGACCCGGCAAAGAUCAUCGCCGGAGAGAGCGACGUCAUCGUUGCUGAGAGCGACAGGCACACGGGGCCAGUGAGAGCUCUCGACGUCAACCCGUUCCAAACGAAUCUGGUUGCAUCAGGUGGGAAUGAGUCUGAAAUCUACAUCUGGGACAUGAAUAAUUUUGGUUCUCCAAUGACACCGGGACCUAAAACUCAGCCUCUGGAGGACAUCAGCUGUGUGUCGUGGAACAAGCAGGUCCAACACAUCCUGGCCUCCGCCAGCCCGAGCGGCCGAGCCUCAGUGUGGGACCUCCGCAAGAACGACCUCAUCAUUAAAGUCAGCGACCACAGCAACCGAAUGCAUUGCUCUGGACUGGCUUGGAACCCAGAAGUGGCCACUCAGCUGGUCUUGGCCUCGGAGGACGAUCGGAUGCCAGUCAUCCAGAUGUGGGACUUGCGUUUUGCUACCUCUCCCCUCAAGAUUUUAGAGAAUCACACACGGGGAGUCCUGUCCAUCGCCUGGAGCUUGGCAGAUCCCGAGCUGCUCCUGAGCUGCGGGAAGGACAACAGGAUCCUGUGCUGGAAUCCAAACACAGCGGAGGUGCUGUACGAGUUGCCCACCAGCAGCCAGUGGUGCUUUGACAUCCAGUGGUGCCCCAGGAACCCUGCGGUGCUGUCGGCCGCGGGCUUUGACGGACACAUCGACAUCUAUUCCAUCAUGGGUGGCAGCAGCCAGGCGCAGAGCCAGCGACACGCCGACCAGAUUAGCACCUCGUUUGGAAACAUGGAUCCUUUUGGGACAGGACAAACUCUGCCCCCGCUGCAGCUGCCCCAGCCCACUGCCCGUCCAGCUACAGUAAACCCCCUGAAGAAGCCACCCAAGUGGAUCCGCAGACCUGUUGGAGCCUCGUUUGCUUUCGGUGGUAAGCUGGUAUCUUUGGAGAACGGAAAGGCGAACUCUCAGCAGCCUCAGCAGCCCACUUCACACGUUGUACACAUCAGUCAGGUUGUUACGGAAACAGCCUUUUUGAAGCGCUCCGAUCAGCUGCAGGCCACUCUGAGUGCAGGCAGCUUUGUGGAUUUCUGCCAGGAAAAGAUCGAUGCAGCCGAAAAUGAGUUUGAAAAGACCGUGUGGUCUUUCCUCAAGGCGAAUUUUGAAAGCGAUAUUCGCAGCAAGUUCCUGGAACUUCUGGGGUACAACAAAGAGGAGUUGGCCUUGAAGAUUUCAGCAGCACUAGAGGAAAAACCUGCUGAACCUCCGAAGGUGGAGGUGCCUGCUCCAGCCACCCUGCAGCCUUUACCAGACCUCAGCCUCUUGCCCCCCGCCGACACUCCUGAGGCAGCCUUCGACAUGAUCGCUGCCGCAAACCUUCAGCCGGCCGCCCCGCUUGAGGAGCUGGACUCCACUCCUGAACCAGAGGCUGAAAAGCCAGCAGCAGCCACGGAUCCAGAGGAUGAUCUUGUUACCAGUGAACCAAAAGAAAAUGUGGACCAGGUUCUCCCAGAGGAGGAGGCUGAGGAGGAGGCUGAGGAGGAGGCUGAGGAGGAGGCUGAGGAGGAGGCUGAGGAGGAGGAGACCGCAGCACCAGUGGAGGAGGAGCCCAGUCCACCUGAGACCUCAGCUCCAGUUCAGGAGCCCACUCAGGUCCCAGCUCCGGCCCCUGCGGGAGGAGUCAGUCUCAGCAUCAGUCAAGACGUGGACGGGCUGAUCACGCAGGCUCUGCUGACCGGAGACUUUGAGGGAGCUGUGGACCUCUGUCUCCAUGACAACCGGAUGGCGGACAGCAUCAUCCUGGCCAUCGCCGGAGGGGCUGAACUUUUGGAGAAAACCCAGAAGAAGUAUUUUACAAAAACACGCAGCAAGAUAAGCAAGCUGAUCAGUGCAGUGGUGAUGAAAGACUGGCACGACAUCCUGAAGACGUGUGACCUGCAGAACUGGAGGGAGGCUCUGGCUGCCGUCAUGACCUACGCUCAGCCUGAGGAGUUCUCUUCCCUCUGUGACCUUCUCGGGGGCAGACUGGAGGCAGCAGAGGUCGCUCAGCUGCAAGCCCAGGCCUGUCUGUGUUAUAUCUGUGCUGGCAACGUGGAGAAACUCGUGUCCUGUUGGACCAAAGCACAGGACGGACACUGUCCUCUCUCUCUGCAGGACCUGGUGGAGAAGGUGGUGGUGCUGCGACGUGCAGUGGAGCAGACCCAGCGCUCCGGUCCCACUGCUAUUGGCAUCCUACUGGCGGAGAAGAUGAGCCAGUAUGCCAGCCUGCUGGCCUCCCAGGGCAGUCUGUCCACUGCCUUCACCUACCUGCCCGACAACACCAACCAGGUUGCCGUGCAGCAGCUUCGCGAUCGUCUCAGUCGGGCUCUGGGGCAGCAGGCGGUGGCUCCUGCAGCUCCGGUACAAACCCAGAGAGCUCAGGCUCAGCCCCGCUCGGCCCUGCCCCGGCAUCCCUUCGCCCCGGUCCAGCCUGCCAUGGUGCCUCAGCCCACUGCAGCAGCUCCAGUGCCCAUGCUUGCACCUGCCCCUGCCCCUGCCCCUGCACCUGCCCCUGCCCCUGCACACCCACAGUAUUACCAGCCAGUGAGGGCUGCCUCCACUGUCACCUCCUGGAGUAACCAAACUCCCACAGCCCUCCCCAAUGUCCCUCCUCCGCUUCAAGUAGGCACCGCCUCAGACCAGCAGGCGGAGCCUCCAAACUCCAUGUACGGGAUGCCAGCCUCCGGCACAGCUGGAGCCCCUCCAGCCGCCUCCGCUCCUGCGUACAUGUACUCCCACCAGUACCAGCCCUACCCCCAGGUCAACCAGUACCCACCUGGAGCUGGGGGGGUGCCUAUCUAUCAGCCUCUUCAGUACUCCUCCUCUGCUGCUCCUCCGCCCGCGGAGCCCUCCUCCCUUCCUCACCCCCCUGGCUUCCUCUCUCAGUACACUCAGCCCAUCCCCUCUCAGCCCGCACCUCCGGUCUAUCCCGGACAACCUUCCGUGGGCCACUGUCUGUCCUCCUCUCCUCCCUCCCAUCCUCCUUUCUUUCCCACUGCCUCCUCCUCCUCCUCCUCCUCCUCCUCCUUUUCCGCUCCUCUGACCUCCGGAGCGUCUUUCCAGCAUGGCGGUCCAGGAUCUCCUGUGUCGUACAUGCCUCUUCCUCCACCGGGCGGAGUCUCAGGUACACAGCUUGACCCUGACCCCGAGCCGAUCCCCGCCUCUCAGAGAACAGGGCCUCAGAAUGGCUGGAAUGACCCCCCAGCUCUGAACAGGGCAUCGAAGAAGAAGGUUCCGGAGAACUACACCCCUCCUGCCCCCAUCACUGCCCCCAUCAUGGCCCCGCUGGGCGCUGACCCUCAGGCCCAGCCGGGGCCCUCUGGGGCCCCUCAGGCCAUGGUCCAGGGCCCGCACGGUGCCCAGGUCCCCUACUCGGGCAUGCACCAGCAGCAGCAGGUCUCCCCUCCACCCAUGAACCCCGGGAUGCCCAAGACCAGUAUGGAGGGUGCACCAGGAGCGCCUACCGGAGACGUCAUACAGCCUCUGCAGUCCAUCCCUGCGGAGAAGAUCACGAAGAAGCCGAUCCCCGACGAGCACGUGGUCCUGAAGACCACGUUCGAGGGGCUCAUCCAGAAGUGCUUGGCCGUAGCUACCGACCCUCAAACGAAGAGGAAGCUUGAUGAUGCCAACAAACGUUUGGAGGCUCUUUAUGACAAACUCAGAGAGCAGACGCUCUCUCCCGCCAUUGUAGGAGGACUGCAUAACAUAGCCAGGACCAUAGAGUCCCGAUCCUACGCGGAGGGCCUCAACAUCCACACCCACAUAGUCAGUAACAGCAACUUCAGCGAGACGUCAGCGUUCAUGCCCAUACUCAAGGUGGUGCUGACACAGGCCAACAAACUCGGGGUCUGAUCGGGCAGAGGAGGAGGAGGAGGAGGAGGAAAGUCUCUCUCCGAGUCUCUGCCUGGUGGACAGUGGAGAGCGACCGCCAGUCAGGGGGCCGAGCUGAGUAUCGGCCUCUAAAAUUUUUGUUGUUUCGCAGGGAGAUCCGUUUGACUCGCAGUGCAAACGAGGAAGAAUUCUGCGACGGAUGAAAAUACUGUUAAACCCUUCUUUGUGCCAUUCACGUUUUUCUGACGCAACUCAAACACAAGCCAUGAUAUCGGUCGCACCCAGUGGUGAAAGUAAAUUCUGGGCCCCCCGUGCCGACAGACGCACACCAACAGUUAAAGGGGCGGAGGCCGUUUCAUUAAAGCACCACCUCACACUCCCCAGAUGUCGACAAGUCAGGCUGAACGGGCUUGUAGUCAUAGGGAUUAACGCAGAGUCUUUGAAUAAAUAUGCAACAACCCUAUUGAAGCAUUAACUAAAAUCUUCAAACUGAACGGGCAGAAUGUAAGGAAUGCACGGAUUGGGCAUUUUGAAUAUGGAAAAAAAUUAAGCCGAAAAUUAAAUAAGGGGGAAAAAAGCGAAUUAAUAGAUUUGUUGGAUGCGAAGGAACUGAGAACAAAAAAAGCAGGAAAAGCAACAGGAGAUUCAGGAAUUUUAAGGGCUUUUCUCUCUUCUUGUGUUGAGAUCAUCAAAAUAAAUGUAAUCAGUUUAAAAGAUUUUUAAAAAAUGAGUUUGGUUUGAACAGCAGAGCCGCUGUUACGGCUUUUUGCUCACGACUGCGCGAUCGUGCAAAAACAACAAUCGUGUAAGAAAUAUUAGCUUGUUGCGUCUUUAUCGUCUUUCUAUAUUUGUGCACUACAACAAAGCUCAGAUAUCUUUAUAAUCCAUAAAUAUGUAAAUACUUUACUCUUAAAAGUAAAAAAAAUCA